Molecule: messenger RNA, 1258 nt
Organism: Aspergillus sclerotioniger CBS 115572
Lineage: Eukaryota; Fungi; Ascomycota; Eurotiomycetes; Eurotiales; Aspergillaceae
Product: Zn(II)2Cys6 transcription factor domain-containing protein
Exons: 3
Coding region: 41-1258 (405 amino acids)
Biological process (GO): regulation of transcription by RNA polymerase II
Molecular function (GO): zinc ion binding; DNA-binding transcription activator activity, RNA polymerase II-specific
Source: RefSeq, a predicted model, not a curated record
CGCAGAUGGUGGCACCGUAUCCAUGGUGUAGCAUCCCACCAUGCAGAGCGUCCUCCAGCUGAAUCUUCCCACUGAUCGCACCUUUCAUCCCCGCCGACCGCACCGCAAGUCCCGUGCCGGCUGUGUCAAGUGCAAGGAGCGACGGGUCAAGUGCGACGAAUCGAAACCCCACUGUCUGCGAUGCCAGAAGCUCGGCUUCGACUGCAGCUACGAUGCCGACUCUAAGAGCAGCGCUAUCGCUGUCUUCCUUGCGAGUCCACCGAAUUCGAAAGCGUACUGCAUGUCGCUCGAUGCAGUGACCAGGAAAAUCAACCAGACCCUGCGUUUAGAUCAAAGCCCCUUGCCUGUCGUGGAGGCAUUACAUCACUUCCAUGAUCUGUCAAACCCGGCCUUCGGGCCGAAGCGCAUGCAAGCUACCAUGCAGGCGAAAAUCAUCCAGCUCGGGUUUGAUUCUCCCUUUCUCAUGCACAGCAUCAUCGCCGCAGCCACCUCCCAUAUUCGCCAUCUGGCUAAUGAUAACCGCGGAUAUGCCCUAUCGGAAACAUACCACUGGCAGCAGGCCAUCACCCAAUACUCCAAGGAGAUCACUACCAUCGGCCCGAAUAACACAGACAGUCUCAUUUCCGCCUGUUUGCUACUGACUGUUCGCUCGUUCGCUCUCGACGAGUACAGCCCGCUCAGCUCGUUUGUCUUCUCGGAUGACCCGGUAUCCCUAAACUGGCUCAGUCUGCAAGCCGGGCUACGCUAUCUUAUCGGGGCCACGGCAAAAUGGGUAGACGGCAGCAUGUGGUGGGAAAUGUUCAUGAGAUCUCACGAUCAGUUUUUGAAUAUUUUUGAUGAUGACCGCCCCGGACGGGUGGCCAUGGACCCGGAGCUGGCUGAUCUCUGCGGCAUCGAUGAUACAACGACUGCAGAGACCAACCCGUAUCACGCACCGGUACGGAUGCUAACGGGGCUGCUGUCAUUGGAACGGGGAGUUAAGCACUUUGCAGCAUACACCGGGUUUAUGGGCAGAUUGUUACCGGAUUUCCUUGAGAAGCUGAUGCAAAAGGAUCCACCGGCACUGGUGCUUCUGAGCUGGUGGCUGGGACUGAUGUACGGGACGGGGAUGUGGUGGGUGCAGACGCGAGCCAAGUCGGAGAUUACGGCGAUUUGCUGGUAUCUGGGGAGUGAGGAGGGAUUGAUCAAGUUUUUGAAGUUUCCUUCGGAGUGUGUGGAGGACAUCACGUUCAUUCAGGAAUUUCCUACGAAUAUGUAG